CUAGACUCCAAAAGAGAUAUUCACAAUCUCUGAAAGCUGCAAGAAUAAUUCGGAUGCAAUGGCAAUCCCAACGAAGAAGCAUUCGGGCCAUUCAAGAAAGGCACAGUCAUCAGUAUCUAUGGAAUUUCUGGAUGCGGCAAAUUAUGAACCUUGAACUAUUUGAAAAGACUGCUCAAAGACUAUCCGUUCGUCUUUUACGAUGACUCCCAAGUGAUCGACGAAUUUACUUCAGGUGGUUUGGAAGCCUUCAAAAAAAUGAGCCCCAAGCAGCAGACACACUAUCGAGGAACUGCUAUUGGCAAAAUUGGCGACCAGUCGGCUGAGUUGUAAUUUUCUGCGGUUGCUAAAGGAAACUUAAUGUUCUGGGAGGAAGGCACUGAUGAACCCGUACUCCUUUGGAACUCUGCAGAUGCAAAGGUCUAUACAAACAUAAUCUAUCUUCAGGUACCUCCCGCACUUGUCCAGCAAUAUCGUCUGAGUGAUAAGGAAAGAACUCGACCAGCAGCAUCAGUUGGGCAUCUCAGUAAAUGGCAGGAGAAAUAGAUGGCGUGUUUCCCGAAAUUUGCUGCAAAGACGGUGUUGCUUUCCUCGGCGUUAUGGGAGUAUCACACGAUUUCAAGGUGGUCACGGAUGUUUGGAAUGGUUUUGAGACAAGAAAUCUUGAAAUCGCUAAUGCCAUGCUAGCAGACAAGUUUCAAUUUUCUAGAAACCAAGGCUGGCCAGGAACCAUGCUAGUCAUGGAUGGCGAUAGAACGCUGGUAACAGAUGCCACCGGCGCACUAUUCUGGCAGAAAUGGAUUGCAAGGAAUCGGUCGGAGGCUCCCAAAUACCAACUUUUGCUCAAAUUAUUGUUCAGAACUAACCUAGGCUACUCAUGUGCAGCGUUUCGUCAAGUCGCUCUUGUUUACGGCGAAUUGAUGGACGAAACAGAAUAUAAUGAUAUCUGCCAAGAAGUAGCUUCGGUUGUGAACAUACACCAAGAAUUUGUGUCCUUGCUGCAAUCCCUUGCAGAAGAGAAGCAUAUCGGUGCCGUGAUUAUCAGUUGUGGGCUGCAUCGUGUUUGGGAAAAGGUUUUAGAGAAAGAAGGCCUGUCCAAAUCAGUCAAGGUCAUCGCGGGGGGGCGUAUCUGGAUGGACCUUGUGAAAUAGUUGUCACAGCUAAAGUGAAAGCUGACUUGGUUGACCGUUUGCGACUGAGUAACAGGACGUAUGUUUGCGCUUUUGGGGAUAGCCCGCUGGACUUGGGUAUGUUAAAGGCGGCAAACAAGGCCAUCGUUGUGGUUGGCGAGGUGGAUAAGAGGAGCAAGAAAAUGGAAGCAGAGUUACUGAAUGCCAUUGAUAACGACGGCCUUCAUGCAUCCCAAUUAAUCAUUCCCCACAAUGCAUUGCCAAUACCGGAUACUCAGAAGCUUCCGUUGAUCAAGCUUACCGAUCAGAAGUUCUUGGAGUUGAUUUUUAGCCGCCAUAGUCGGCAUGCAAAGCUUAAGGUCAUUCACGCAACGGAUGAGAACUCCAUGAAGUUAUUGAUGAUACCCACAUGCGAUGCGACGAACAAAAGCCCUGCUCUCGGGGAGUAUCAUCGCAGCAUAUAUCGCUAUCUCGUAAUUGAGCUCAUCUUUGCAGUGAUAGGCCUUGAGUCGUACGAGGUUCCACAUGUUCAAGGUCAUCAGACCAUUGGCCAUCAGUCAUUGCACGGGAAUUAAACAUUGAUCGUAGCAUUAAUGCCCGGUGGAGAGCCUAUGGCCCUCGGAAUAAAUGGCGCCUUUCUUCUCGCUAUGUCCCUCCACGCCAAGGAUCCUCAGGACAUCAUGCCCGAGCACCUUCAGGGCAAGAUCACAGUGGUAUUAGUAGAUACCGUAAUCAACAACGGCAAAAUGAUUCUUGAGUUUGUGCAACAUAUCUGUAACUUGAAUGCGAUCGUUCGCAUCGUAGUAGCGGCCGGUGUUGUCCACCAAUCCAUCGCUGAAGGGACUGGAAUUGUUGCACAUACACUCGUUCAACACGGAAAUUGCAGCAUCGCUGCACUUCGCAUUUCCGACAACAAGUUCAUGGGCAAAGAAGUUACAGAUACAGAUGAUCGUUUUGCUCACUACCAGGCAAUUGAUCUGACAGAGCCCUCCAACCAGCGAUGUCACGCGUGGAGUUCUACGAUGCUCAGUUGGGCAGAGCCUGGAAUAGUGUAUUAAUUCUUACAGUGUCACUUUGCAGAUGAAAAUGAAUUUUGAAAUUGAACUUGACGUGUGUGUUGUGUCUAUUCCCAGCUGGGAUAACAUCAGCUCUUUCGCUAUCUACUGGAUAGGAAGGAACCUGCCAUCAAAAACCACGAAUUUUCUCAAAUGGCAUAUGUGAUGUUCCAAUGGCUUGGAUCUGUUCACC
Molecule: messenger RNA, 2375 nt
Organism: Sclerotinia trifoliorum
Lineage: Eukaryota; Fungi; Ascomycota; Leotiomycetes; Helotiales; Sclerotiniaceae
Source: the annotation of a GenBank genome assembly